CCGGGGGUCCCCCCCAUGGCCGCGCUGCCCCCCGAGGCCUCCUGCCCCGUGUGCCGGGAGCUGUUCCGCGACCCCGUGUCCAUCCACUGCGGCCACAACUUCUGCCGGGGCUGCAUCGAGCGCUGCUGGGAAUGGGCCACCGACACCUUCCCCUGCCCCCGCUGCCGGGAGACGGCGCCGGAGCGGAGCCUCCGCCCCAGCCGGGAGCUCGCCCGGGUCCUCGACAUCGCCCGCAGGCUCGGCCUGGGGGGAGAAGAGGAGGAGGAGGAGGUGGAGGAAGGCUGUGGGAAGCACCGGGAGCCGCUCAGGGUGUUCUGCAAGGAGGACAAAGCGCUGCUGUGCGGGGUCUGCCGAGAGUCCCGAGUCCAUCGUGCCCACACCCUGGUGACCCUGGGGGAGGCGAGGGGAGAGUACGAGGCACAGCUCCAGGCCCGGCUGCAAACCCUGAGGGAAAACAGGGACAAACUCCUGGAAUUCCGGGAGGCUGAAAUGAGGAGGAACUGGGAGUGUUUGGAAAAGACGGAAUGUGAGCGGCAGAGGAUCCUCUCCCACUUCCAAGGGCUCCGGGUGUCCCUGGAGGGUCACGCCCGGGGGCUCCUGGCCCGGCUCCGGGACCUGGAAAAGCAGCUGGAGAAGGAGCAGGAGGAAAACCUGACGAGCCUGACCCAGGAGAUCUCCCGCCUGGAAACCCGGAUCCGGGAGCUGGAGGAGAAGUGUCAGGAACCCACCAGGACCUUCCUGCAGGACAUCUGCAGCACCCUGAGCAGGUUCCAAAAUGAACAAUUCCAGCUGCCCCCGUCGCCUCUCCCAGAGCUGGAAAAGAAAAUCAGCAAAUUCAGGGAGAAAAAUCAUGUCCUGGAGGAGACCCUGAGGAGCUUCCAAGACAUCCUGAUGUUCGAGCUGCCCGAAAAGAUUCUGGUGACCCUGGACCCCUCCACGGCCCACCCGCAGCUCGUGGUGGCCCCCGACGGUCGCAGCGUGAGGUGGGAACCCCCCCGGGAACCCCUCGAAGAGACCCCCGAGGAGACCCCCGAGGACCACCCUGAGGAGCCCCCUGAGGAGGGUCCCGGCCCCGACCCCUCCCCCGACCCCGGCCCCGACCCCUCGGUGCGGGGCCACCCCGGCGUCACCUCGGGGCUCUGCUGCUGGGACGUGGAGGUGUCACCCUGGGGCUCGUGGGCCCUUGGGGUGGCCCUGGAGAGCCCCCCGGGCGAGCUGUGGUCCAUGGGGCUGUGCCAGGGGCAGCUCUGGGCGCUCACGGCCCUGGAGCGGGUGCCCCUGGCCCGGGGGAGGGUCCCCCGGAGGGUGAGGGUGGCCCUGGACCACGGCGGGGGCCGGGUGGCGUUUUUGGACGCCGAGAGGAGGGAGCUGAUCUUCGCCUUCCCCGCGGCCUCGUUCGGGGGGCGGAGGGUGCACCCCUGGUUCCUGGUGUGGGGGGAGGGUGCCCGGAUCACCCUGUGCCCAUGAGGGUCCCUCCCCGGGGUGGGGGGGUGAGGGGGGUCCCCCCCUUUCCAGGACUGGCUGCCCGAGUCCUCCCCUGCUCUCCGUGCUCGGGGUCUCCCCGAGAAUAAAAAAAACCCAAAA
Molecule: messenger RNA, 1584 nt
Organism: Chiroxiphia lanceolata (lance-tailed manakin)
Lineage: Eukaryota; Metazoa; Chordata; Aves; Passeriformes; Pipridae
Product: E3 ubiquitin-protein ligase TRIM7-like
Exons: 8
Coding region: 16-1467 (483 amino acids)
Molecular function (GO): zinc ion binding; protein binding
Source: RefSeq, a predicted model, not a curated record